This is a messenger RNA of Aspergillus glaucus CBS 516.65, 477 nucleotides long. RefSeq lists its product as uncharacterized. The transcript is spliced from 4 exons. The record is from RefSeq and is a predicted model, not a curated record. The coding region runs from base 1 to 477 and encodes 158 amino acids. Lineage: Eukaryota; Fungi; Ascomycota; Eurotiomycetes; Eurotiales; Aspergillaceae.
AUGCUCUACAUUGCCCUAAGACAGAACACAAGAGACAAUUUGGCAAGCGGAUGUAUAACUGUUGGUGAUGCCGGCAUAAUGGACUCAGAUACAGUAAAACUGGCCAUUACGGUGAAAUUGUUCGGCCAACUCAUGCAAUGGACAUCAAAGUUUACUCGCGCCCGAGGUCUCAGAGCCUUUUCGGGGAUAGCAUGGGGACCCCGGAAUGUGGUAUUUGAUAAUCACAACCAGGCAGUUGGACUGCUUUUCAGCGGUGGUGAGGCCACUCCAAUCAGCUAUUUUACUCAUUGGCGUGAUUUGGCGAAGCACAUUGUUCUGGUUACCAGGCAUGAGCUUUUUUUGCUCAAUACCUUCCACGCGAGCAGGAUGUGCUUGAGGAUAACAGAGUUUUAUUUUCACCCUUAUUUGAUUAGCAUGCCUGACCCACACGAGAAUGACCCUGGCUGUUGCACGCUGGGCUCUCACGAAACCUUCUGA